CGCAUGACAAGCCGUAGUAAAGCUCGAGACGACAGUAAAUACCAAAGAGAAGCAGACGGUCCAUCAACAAAUACAUGUCUCUGUCAGACACAGCAGAGGGGAUAUUCGCCUUUUGAAAACUCACAGUUUCAUACAUGUCCAAACACGAUGCCUCGCCAACAUUAAAUGGUGAAGCAUUGAGAUCCAGACCGUUUCUCUCAUCCUCCCAGAAGUUUCUUCAUCACCACCUUGGCCCUUAACAUAUGAUUUUACAUGAAGAGGGGUGAGAAAUCCGAGGGAUACAGACAGAUGCGACCCAAGACGUUCCCUACGAGUGAUAAUAGUCAACAGAUGCUGCAGGAGAUUCGAGAGAGCUUGAGGAACCUCUCCCGGUCGUCAGAUGCUCCCAAAACCGAGGUGAGUGCCGGGAAGGGGCCGCAGGACGAUGCCAGACAACAGGGGCGCAGCAACAACCCCAGGAACCCCCACCAUCACCGAGCUCUGCAGGAGAUCCGCAGGUCACUCCUGCCAUUCGCUAAUGAAUCGCCCUCCAGCGGAAACUACGCAGAUAUCAACAGACACAUGCUGCAAGAGCUGCUGGACGCCGGCUUCGAUGAGGAGAUGGUGGUUCGCGCUCUGAAGCAGACGAACAGUCAUAGCGUGGAGGCAGCCAUCGAGUACAUCAGCAGGAUGAACUUCCAGGAGCCUGCGAGGGAGCAGAUAACAGCCACCGCAGCUCGGCCCGUCAACACAGCCAUAAAACAAGCAGGUCCGUCCCAAAUUCUACCGAAAGUGUUGCGGCGCCAAAGCUGGAAGGGUUCAAAGGAGUCUCUGGCCCCACAGCGGCAUGGUGCUCUAAUGACUGAUGGUAUGAUUUACCGUCCCAGUAGCCCUGGACCUCAAAGUGACCUCUCACGGCCUGCUACCUUUCCUCAAAAUCUUGCCGCUGCAGCCAGCGGUCAACGAGUGAAUCCUCCCCUCCCACGGCAGGUGCGUAGCAUCACUCCUCCUCCCUCCUCAUGGGACUCCAAUCCCUCAACCAAGCGGUAUUCUGCAAACUUGGAUUACAUGGUGCCUCGGCUCUCUCCUGUGCCUCAGGGGCCCCGACCCGAUGGCUAUAUAAACCCUCCGUCCCAGGCGCAGCGAGGGAUCAGCCCAGUGCCUGUGGGUCGGCAACCCAUCAUCAAUGGGGGCAACAAGUUCACCUUCCCUCCAUCCUGGCCCCAGAAUGGCAACAUACAAAGCGCACCACCACCUCCGUAUCCCACGCACCAGACUAACAGACAGAGUCCCACGGCCCAGCAGAUGCAAUCCAGUGCUCUUGCUUCACCCUCGAACGGAGCCAACCUUCCCCCAAGCAUGCUGGUGCCCAACCGUAAUAGCCUCAACCUUGAUAUGUACAACCUUGGUGUACUUCCCCAGGUCAGACCUUCUGUACAGCAGCCUCAGGCUUCACCUGGUCACAGCACCAAUCAGGACGUUCCUUUAUCACGGCCCCACAGCGUUCCUGGGCGCGCCGACUCCUUCACCAAUGCCCAGCCCAAUGGACGUCAGUGCCCGUCUGUACCCAGCUCUCAACCCUCCGGCACAACCGUCACCACCAUUACUCAGGCCCCCAUUUUGCAGCCGGUGAAGAGUAUGCGAGUGCAGAAGCCGGAGCUGCACACGGCCGUGGCCCCUACACACCCACCAUGGAUGCAACAUCCUCCGCCCUCUGCUUAUCAAGAUCCGUCUGCUUCCACAGCUGCCCCCGAAGUCCCGAGCUACCAAGGCCCUCCUCCACCUUACCCUAAACACCUGCUACCGAAGCAGCCUCCACCGGGGUACGACCCCAACCCCAACCCCGGCCCAAAACCCAGCAACAAAGAGGAGGACGGGGUGGACAACGACAAUGACACUGACAGCACCUGCUCCAGCGAGCGCGCUGAGGUCUCUGAGGAGCGCGAGAAGAAACAGAUCACCACAUCUCCUGUGCCGGUGCGGCGUUGUAAACGUGACGAGGAGCGCAAGGGCGAAAGCAGAGUUCCUAUGUACUCCCCGCAGGCUUUCAAGUUCUUCAUGGAGCAGCAUGUGGAGAACAUCCUGAAGAACCACCAGCAGAGGAUCCGAAGGAAGAAGCAGCUGGAGAGCGAGAUGCAAAGGGUGGGACUUUCAAAUGACGCUCAGGAGCAGAUGCGCAUGAUGCUGAGCCAGAAAGAAUCCAACUACAUCCGCCUUAAGCGUGCCAAAAUGGACAAAUCCAUGUUCGAGAAGAUCAAGACUUUGGGAAUCGGGGCAUUUGGAGAAGUGUGUUUGGCUCGGAAAGUGGACACGGGAGCGCUGUAUGCCAUGAAGACCCUCCGUAAGAAAGAUGUCCUCUUGAGGAACCAGGUGGCUCAUGUGAAAGCUGAGAGGGAUAUUCUCGCUGAAGCUGAUAAUGAGUGGGUCGUCCGGUUGUACUACUCAUUUCAGGAUAAAGAUAACUUGUAUUUUGUGAUGGACUACAUCCCUGGUGGGGACAUGAUGAGUCUUUUGAUCAGAAUGGGCAUUUUCCAAGAGGACUUGGCUCAGUUUUACAUCGCAGAGCUCACCUGUGCUGUGGAAAGUGUCCACAAAAUGGGUUUCAUCCAUCGAGACAUCAAACCUGACAACAUCUUAAUUGAUCGUGAUGGACACAUUAAACUGACAGACUUUGGCCUGUGCACUGGUUUCCGAUGGACUCAUGAUUCCAAAUACUACCAAAGCGGCGAUCAUGUGCGUCAGGACAGUAUGGACUUCAGUAAGGAGUGGGAAGACAGUGCUAACUGUCGCUGUGGAGAACGUCUGAAACCACUGGAGCGCAGAGCCGCUAGACAACAUCAUCGCUGCUUGGCACACUCAUUGGUGGGCACUCCCAAUUACAUCGCCCCUGAGGUUCUGCUGCGCACAGGUUACACCCAGCUCUGUGAUUGGUGGAGUGUGGGUGUUAUCCUCUAUGAGAUGGUAGUCGGUCAGCCUCCUUUUCUGGCAACAGCUCCUCUUGAGACCCAGAUGAAGGUGAUCAACUGGCAGACGGCCCUACACAUCCCCCCGCAGGCCAAGCUGAGUCCGGAGGCCACCGACCUGAUCCUGAAGCUCUGCCGUGGCCCUGAAGACCGGCUUGGGAAAAACGGAGCCGAUGAGAUUAAAGCCCAUCCCUUCUUCAAACACAUCGACUUCUCCACAGACCUGCGGCAGCAACACCAUGCGCCUUACAUCCCCAAAAUCACACACUGCACUGACACCUCCAACUUUGACCCCGUCGACCCCGACAAGCUCUGGAGCGAUGAUGCUGACAGCAACCGCAACGACACACUCAACCGCUGGUUCAAGAACGGCAAGCACCCCGAGCACGCCUUCUACGAGUUCACCUUCCGCCGCUUCUUCGACGAUAACGGCCACCCGUACAGCUGUCCCAAGCCCAUCGAGUGUGAGGAUUCAGACGGGGAGGACGACCAGCCGGUCAACCCAACGAAGGGGUUCGGACCAGAACAGGGGCGGGAUUUAGUCUAUGUUUAGUGUGAAUGUGUGUGGGGGGGAACUAACACAGAAAUCAAAAGAAACCAACCAGAAAUGAUAUUUUGCGUGAGCCUGUAAUGUAGGAGCAUUGUGAUUGUCAUCAUAAGUUCAUUUCAAACCUCCAUUUCUCAUAACUGUAAUGCAAACAAAUAGAUUUUAAUAAUAAUAGAUCAUUAUUAUUCAUCAUGGUAGUAUUUUUUUUCAUCUUUAUGCUGAUGCAUCAUAGUCAUAUUUUAAUGUAAUUAAAAUGAUUACAGUAAGUCCAAUGGCCAUUUAAAACAAUUAAAAUGACUACUUCAGAAGUAAAACAUUUGAACACAACGUAAACUUCUUUCAUUCUCAUGAACAUGGCAACAAUUUUAAAUGCUCUUAAAUGGGCUUGAUUUUUAUGUAAAAUAUGAUUUCUUCUUUGUUUUGAUUUAUGGAUAACAUCGGUACAUAUUUUCAGGAGACGGACCUGUGUAGGAUGCGAGUGUGUGUUUGUUCUCUCUCUUUCUUUGGUGGUGACUGGUGGAGUCUGCCUGGACACUUUGUGCUGUAUUUAUUGUUUCGUUCAGGAUGCACUUGUCUGGUGCCUUUUAAACAACCGAGAAUCUAAUGAUGCAGUGGAGCUCUGUAUUUUUUUACUCCUCUUUAAUUUAUUUAAAGACUUUUUUAAUGGUAGCUAAAACAAGUUGAAUAUUUUCUUGCUGAAUUUAUUUCUUUAUUUAUGAUUGUGUGGAUUUGUUUCUCGUUCUGAGCGGCACAGGGCACUAGACUGCACAGGGAUUUCGAGUUUUCCCUUUCUUUCACCAAAACUAUGAGGGAGAUUAUGGUGUACGCUGGUCAAUUUAGCUGAAUUCCCAAGAAAAAAAAAAAAACUUGUAAAUGUUUGUGCUGUGUAUUUUUAUUUCUACACAGAUAUUGUAUAUAUAAGUUAUGCAGUGGAAAUUAGCCUAGUACUAUACUCCCUUUUUUUUAGCCCCAAAGGUUUAGGAAAGAAACCAUGGGCUGGAUCCUGUUCUGUUCAACAGGAUAUGAUGUCAAAACACUACAGUACAUAUCACUACAGAUGAGCACUACACUUUUGGUUUCUCUCCUUGUUCUGAAGAGAUUUUGCUGUCACUACCAAAGCCUUCUGUUUUUCCUCAAGAACAGUCUUCUGGAGUCAUUGUUUUAGUAUUUUAUUUUUCUGAUUUCUCUAAUAUCCUGUGCAUCUCCUAAUGUAAUAAGGAAAGCCUUUUCCUGAUUAAGCUGGUGGUCUUAUUCCCAGGAAAAGCAUCUGUAGCUUCUUUUUGAGUGUAAAUUUGCCUUGAAUGGGAGAAAGGAUGGGGUGGUAAUAAAUAAAAGGUCUUAAGCA
Molecule: messenger RNA, 4834 nt
Organism: Carassius auratus (goldfish)
Lineage: Eukaryota; Metazoa; Chordata; Actinopteri; Cypriniformes; Cyprinidae
Product: serine/threonine-protein kinase LATS1
Exons: 8
Coding region: 253-3495 (1080 amino acids)
Biological process (GO): regulation of organ growth; hippo signaling; G1/S transition of mitotic cell cycle
Molecular function (GO): protein binding; protein serine/threonine kinase activity; ATP binding
Source: RefSeq, a predicted model, not a curated record